AUGUACGAAGGGAUUGACAACCUGAAAUCCCUUUACGACCGUGCCGGGAAGACUUUCUCCGGCGGUCCUUCUGCGGCACAGGAUGUGCCGCAUCGUACUGCUCGACCAGACCCAGUACGUCAACCAUCAAUUGGGAGGGGGGCUCCCAAGAAUCCCAGGACGGGGGAUAGCCGCGCCACCGGACGAGGUAACUCGUCCGACGUCCGUUCACGUCGCGGUGGUUCAACAGCUGCUCAACUAGAUAGCGCUGGCCACCGCGAGAGUCCUCUGAUGGAGGUGGAGGAGGAGGAAAGACGCUCUCCACACGAUCAUGUGGAUCGGUGUGUUCCCGAGAGCUUCUUUGAUCGCGUAACGCAAGGGUUACGCGACGAUCUCGAGCAUGAGCGGAAUAGGCGUCUCCAGAUGGUGGACACUGCCUCGAAGCAUCGAGCUGAGUUUGCCUUUGCUCAGCUUGAGAACGAGAGAUCUCUGACAUCUCUUCGUGACGAGCUAAGGGUAGCUCGUGGGAUGGCUGAUCGGUCUCGGGAUGAGAUAGCUGCUCUUCAGACCCUUGUUGAUGCCCACCAUCGGGAGCACAAGGCUCUCUGCGAGAUGCUUGAGCGCAAGGGCGUUCUUCAUCGGAAGAAGCAGCGUACUGAUGGUACGGCUUAA
This is a messenger RNA of Peronospora matthiolae, 651 nucleotides long. The record is from the annotation of a GenBank genome assembly. NCBI's taxonomy places the organism in Eukaryota, Oomycota, Peronosporomycetes, Peronosporales, Peronosporaceae.